CCAGUUGAGGAAGUCAUGGGUUCCCACAAAAUUCAAUUGGGUUUGGCUCUUUUCAUCUGGGCAUCACUGGCGUGCCUUUCUUCUAGUCUCCCAAGUGAAUACUCCAUUGUUGGGCAAGAAAUAGUGGAACACUUUCCUGCAGAGGAGAGAGUUGUGGAGCUUUUCAGGCUGUGGAAGCAGAAGCACAGGAAGGUGUAUAGGCAUGCUGGAGAGCAUGAGAGGAGGUUUGAGCAUUUCAAGAAGAAUCUCAAGUUUGUGUUGGAGAAGAAUGCAAGGAAGAGGGAUGCAAAAAAUGCCCAUCGUAGUCAGAGGGUUGGGUUGAAUGGGUUUGCUGACAUGAGUAAUGAGGAGUUCAGGAAGACUUACUUGUCCAAGAAGGUGCAAAUGCCCCUUCUCAAAAGGGAGAAUCUUAACCUGGUGAAGAAAAUGGGGGGCAAACCAGUGAAGUCAUGUGAUGCUCCUUCUUCUUUCGAUUGGAGGAAGAAGGGAGUUGUGACUGCUGUCAAGGACCAAGGCAGUUGUGGAAGUUGUUGGGCAUUCUCUAGCACUGGAGCUAUUGAAGGAGUCAACGCAAUAGUCACUGGAGACCUCGUUAGCCUUUCAGAACAAGAGCUUGUGGAUUGUGACAGCAGUAACGAAGGAUGUGAGGGAGGCUACAUGGACUACGCUUUUGAAUGGGUUAUUAGCAAUGGUGGUAUUGAUACGGAAACUGAUUACCCAUACAGCGGUGUGGAUGGUACAUGCAGCAUCACCAAGGAGGAAACCAAAGCCGUCUCCAUUGACGGAUAUGAAGAUGUGGGAGAAACAGACGCUGAUCUUUUAUGUGCUGCUGUUCAGCAGCCCGUUAGUGUUGGUAUGGACGGUUCUGCUUGGGAUUUCCAACUUUACACCGGAGGUAUCUACGACGGUGAGUGCUCCUCUGAUCCAAACGACAUUGACCAUGCAGUUCUUAUAGUGGGGUAUGGUUCUGAAGGUGAUGAAGAUUACUGGAUUGUAAAGAAUUCAUGGGGGACUAGUUGGGGGGUAGACGGAUACAUUUACAUUAGAAGGAACACUAGUUUACCAUAUGGGGUUUGUGCAAUCAACGCCAUGGCUUCAUAUCCUACCAAAGAGUCAUCUGCACCUUCCCCAGCCUCUCCACCACCACCUCCUACGCCGCCGUCACCACCGCCACCACCAUCACCACCACCUCCACCACCAUCACCGCCACCACCACCACCAUCUCCUUCACCAAGUGAUUGUGGGGACUUCUCCUAUUGUCCAUCUGAUCAAACAUGCUGUUGCCUCUAUGAAUUUUAUGGCUUCUGCUUCAUCUACGGUUGCUGCGACUACCAGAAUGCGGUUUGCUGCACUGGAACUGAAUACUGCUGCCCGAGUGAUUACCCCAUUUGUGAUGUCCCCGAGGGCCUCUGUCUCAAGAGUCACGGAGAUUACUUGGGAGUAUCUGCAAAGAAGAGAAAAAUGGCCCAUCACAAGUUCCCAUGGACUAAAGAGGAGCAAACAGAGAAGACAUACCAACCUCUGCAGUGGAAGAGGAACCGGUUUGCUGCAAUGCGCUAAGAGCGGGAAGAGAAGUUAUUGUUUCUGUGAAGUUUGAAGUUUGCUGUUACUUCUGCUAUUUAUAUUUAUGUCAAACAGGAAUUUGUUCAUCCUGUUUUUCUGAGUAUGUUCUGAUGAACAUUGAUUCCGUGGAACAUAUGCUGUAAGGAAAACCAGAAACGAAAACAUUUAGGAGGAAAGUGAUUUUUCUCUGCUUCAUGCAAUGGACACAAUAAAUUGAUUGACUAUACAGUUAA
This is a messenger RNA of Pyrus x bretschneideri (Chinese white pear), 1796 nucleotides long. RefSeq names its product low-temperature-induced cysteine proteinase. The record is from RefSeq and is a predicted model, not a curated record. Gene Ontology annotation, molecular function: cysteine-type endopeptidase activity. Lineage: Eukaryota; Viridiplantae; Streptophyta; Magnoliopsida; Rosales; Rosaceae. Gene Ontology annotation, cellular component: lysosome.